CCAGCGCUCCACCUGGCUGCCCCAAUUCCGCACCCCAACCCCACCCAAAGUCGAAAUGCACGUAUAGAUUCGCUGUUUGUAUCGAUACUUCCACGAUACAUCGUCACUCCUCACCUCCAUCAACAAUCAUUUUCACUUUCUUCAGAUUUUCACUAAUUCCUACCCACUCCCUCUUCGAUCCACUCGCAUUUUGCCCCAAUUUUCUCUAAUUAUGAUGAAGAAACGGGUCCCCGAUUGGCUCAACAGCUCCCUCUGGUCAUCUCCUAAUCGGUCUCCUUCGCCGCCGCCUACGCCGCAGGACGUCGCGCCGAAAACCACCGCCCCCGCUAUUGCCGAGGCUCCCGUCCCGGUGCCACCGCCGGCCGUCGCGAGGCCGGCCGAGCGUCCGGCUUCCUCCUCAGCUUACGCUACUAGUGCUGCAAAAGGGGAAACUAGGAAUCCGUUGAGUGGUCAUUCUGGAAAUAGUACUAGUGUUUGUGACAGUGAUGAUGAAAAUGGUAGCUCGUCAGCAAAUUCUCCGGCCUCUGGUGGUGCUGGUCCCGGUUCAGUGGCGCCUCCAGCUGCUGUGGAUACUUCUAGGCAGGCUCAGAUUUUACAAGAGUUGUCGAGGAAGGUUAUAAAUAUGGGAGAAUUGCGGAAGCUAGCAUCACAAGGCAUACCUGAUGGAGCUGGUAUUCGCGCAACGAUUUGGAAGUUGUUAUUGGGGUAUCUACCAACUGAUCGCUCUCUUUGGCCUUCAGAAGUGGCCAAGAAAAGGUCUCAGUAUAAGAAUUUCAAAGAAGAGCUAUUAAUGAACCCUUCAGAGAUUGCAAGGAAGCUGGAAAAGGCAAGUCUUGAGAACCAUGAAGUGGAUCGCGGCAGUCCAGGUUACCUGUCGAGAUCAGAGAUAAGUCAUGGAGAACAUCCCUUAAGUCUUGGGAAGAGUAGCAUAUGGAAUCAGUUCUUCCAGGACGCCGAGAUCAUGGAACAGAUUGACCGAGAUGUCAUGCGUACUCAUCCAGACAUACACUUCUUCUCAGGGGACUCAACUUCUGCUAAAUCCAACCAAGAGGCAUUGAAGAACAUAUUGAUUGUAUUCGCAAAGUUGAAUCCGGGAAUAAGAUAUGUGCAAGGGAUGAAUGAAAUCUUGGCCCCACUGUACUUCGUGUUAAAAAAUGAUCCUACUGAGGAAAAUGCGGCUUCUGCUGAAGCUGACGCUUUCUUCUGUUUUGUGGAGUUGUUGAGUGGAUUUAGAGACAAUUUUGUUCAACAACUUGAUAACAGUGUAGUGGGAAUCCGUGCCACCAUUACAAGAUUAUCACGUCUUUUAAAGGAGCACGAUGAGGAGCUGUGGCGUCACCUUGAGAUGACAACAAAAGUCAAUCCCCAAUUUUAUGCAUUCAGGUGGAUUACUCUCCUUCUGACCCAAGAAUUCAAUUUUGCAGACAGUCUCAUAAUCUGGGACACACUUCUGAGUGACCCUGAUGGUCCUCAAGAAACUCUGCUCCGUAUUUGUUGUGCAAUGCUGGUGAUAGUUCGGAAGCGUUUACUCGCAGGUGACUUCACGUCUAAUCUUAAGUUGCUGCAGAACUACCCAGUUUCGAACAUUAGCCACAUUCUCUAUGUUGCCAGCAAGUUGCGAGUUCACCCAGCGGGCUGAGGCUUUUCAAUAGAAUAUUUUAGCCGUUUCGUCUAUUUAUUCUAUUUAUUGUAAAGUUGCAGGAUGUAAAUGUAACUUGAUAGUGAUUUCCAGGAAUUCUUCAGUUGGUUUAGACUUCCGGACCUUUGUGUAACAACCAACGACAUGAGAAUGAGGAAAGAAAAACUAAGAGAUUCUGUGGAAAUUGGCCACUUUGGAUCU
Messenger RNA from Sesamum indicum (sesame), 1840 nucleotides. The record is from RefSeq and is a predicted model, not a curated record. Lineage: Eukaryota; Viridiplantae; Streptophyta; Magnoliopsida; Lamiales; Pedaliaceae.